Molecule: messenger RNA, 1779 nt
Organism: Malassezia vespertilionis
Lineage: Eukaryota; Fungi; Basidiomycota; Malasseziomycetes; Malasseziales; Malasseziaceae
Gene: CAS5
Product: Zinc finger, C2H2 type
Exons: 1
Coding region: 1-1779 (592 amino acids)
Biological process (GO): sexual reproduction
Cellular component (GO): Ste12p-Dig1p-Dig2p complex; nucleus; Tec1p-Ste12p-Dig1p complex
Molecular function (GO): DNA-binding transcription factor activity
Source: RefSeq, a predicted model, not a curated record
AUGCCGUCGAGUCCCGGCAUGAUGAAGCCGCACCAUGACCCACUCCUCUACUUCCAGCCCGGCAGGUCCAUAUCCGGCAGCUAUCUCACCGAUACGGCGGCACAGACGCCGCCCAUGCGCGACCCUUAUAUGAUCCCUUUGCUUCUGCAUCUCGGGCUGGACUCGGUCGACGCGGAGGAGCAGUACGCGCUGGACGCCGACUCGUCACCGCAAGACGCAGACACCAGCACCGACGGCCCCAUGCUCUUCCGUGAGCUCCGCCCCGGCAUGGAAGAUCCCACGUGGGGCGAGUCGGAUCUGUUCAGCGCCGAGCUGGACGGGCCCGUGUCGGGCCUUUCCCUCGACACGCCGUCGCAGCACACGAGCCCCGCAAAAGAGGGGCUGCCCUCGGACCUGUCUGCACACCCGUCCCUGCUUGGCUCGCCUGUGCCGCGCACACCGAUCAGGCAGCGCACCCCGCCGCCAUCUGCAACGACGCCCCCGCAACCACUGCUUGUAUCGCCGGACGAUAAGACGCCCGUGCCCAGCGACAGCGCGCUGCUCUUUGAGCUUGGCCCGCAUUCCCUCCCUCCCAUGACCCCGACUGCAUCGCAGGCCACGCCGACAUCGCGUGGCGCUUUUUUCCCGACGCACCGCUCCGGCGCGAGUAUCAGCUCGACCAUGUCGAACUCCACGCCCGAGUACGGCUCUGCACCGAGCAUCGCGAGCUCGGCAGAUCUGCGGUCCCCAAACUUUCCCAUCGAUCACCUCUCUAUGUCGCCCCACCGCAUGCCCACAAGCCUCAGCGGAAACGACAUGCACACGCUUAUGCACCAGCAGUUUUCUCCGCAGCAGCAUUUUUUACGCUCGGGAUCCAUGGUGCUGGGCGAGCCGUUCAGCACGCCUGAGCAGUAUACCACGUCUUUGGGCAACACACCAUCGAUGCCGAACUUGGCUUUGUACGGCGAGGCAUUCCACGGCAAGUCGAUGUCGCGGAUCAACUCAGCACCGCCCGUGCACGCUCAACUGCCGUGGGGACCGCACGAACUCUACAAUGACCCGGUGAAUACCUCGCCUAGCGCUGCAGGACGCACCUUGCCUUUGAGCUCGAUUGCACUCGCGCGCAAACAGUACACUCCAUAUGCCAAGGCGCACGGCGCGAUCCUCUACGGCUCUCCGUCAGAAAUCGAUGGCUGCUUUUCCCCUACGAUGCCCUCGUCCAAGAGCAUGAAUGCGAUCUCUUCCCCAGAAAACAUGUCGCCCGUACCCGUCGAUGCGCGGCGCGCCUCGCUCAUCUCGCACAGCGUCAGCAUGCCGGGCGACCAGAUGGCGGCGAUGCUCGAGUACGAUGCUGUGCAGCCGCCGUCACAGCGCAUCGUACGCACACGUGUGGGUGCCGCACCGCCGCUAGUAGUGAGCUCGGCAGACAAAAUGCAUGUAUGCCACUGCGGGCGGCGCUUUAAGCGCAUGGAGCACCUCAAGCGCCACAAUCGCACACACACCCAAGAGCGUCCACACAGGUGCCCGGUCGAAAAUUGUGCCAAGAGUUUUGGGCGCUCGGAUAACUUGGCACAGCACAUCAAGACGCACUACAAGGGAACUCCCAGUGCGCUUGGGAGAUCGCGUUUGCAUGCGUUUCCUAGCGAUACUCAGGAACGCGCGCAGGCGCAGGCGCAACAGCGGGAAGCGCUGGGCACGCCUGCAUCGGCUGCGUCGGUAUCGGCAGCUUCAGCGGCGGCCGCGGCGGCUGCCUCGGCGUCUGCAUCGGCUCGGACCGAUGCGCCGAAGCAGUCUGCCUAG